AAUGUCGGUGUUCUUGUGCGGCAAGAACUCACCAAUUAAACAAAUGUAUAUGCCCCAAUCUAUGGCUGAAACAGCACCAGAUCCAGCUACCCUUUUUCGUUAACUUCCUCUUUAACUGAUUAACCCUGUUUCUAAACCACAUUCCCUCACACUAGUUUCAGACGUUUCUGCUCUGCAUCAGAUUCUUUUCCCCUGCAUUUCUCUUUGGCAUAUAUGUUGUCCAAUGCGUAUGUUUUGAUCUAGAUCUCAAGUUCAAGACUGUGUUUUUUUAAGUGACAAAAGAAUGGGGGAAAAAUCAAAGUCCAGGGGAUUUCUGGGGUGGUUUCUGGUGUUAGUAAUAUUGGCUCUGGUUGUGGGAGCUGUUGUUUAUACAAUAAAGAAGAAAAUGGACGACAAAAAGGAUAGUAAGCCAUCUCCCGUUCCGGGUCCUCCCGGCUCUAUCGACAAGAAGUAUUCUGAUGCUCUCAAAAUCGCAAUGCAAUUCUUCGACGUUCAAAAAUCUGGUAGAUUAGAGGAUAAUAAGAUAUCAUGGAGAGGAAAUUCGGCGUUAACGGAUGGAAGUGAAGCGAAAUUGGAUCUGUCAAAAGGGAUGUAUGAUGCCGGGGAUCACAUGAAAUUUGGAUUCCCAAUGGCAUUCACUGCUACUGUUCUAUCGUGGGCUAUCCUCGAGUACGGUGAUCAGAUGGAGGCGGUGAAUCAACUGCAACCGGCUCAAGAAUCGCUCAAGUGGAUAACCGAUUUCCUUAUCAAUGCUCAUCCUUCGGAGAAUGUGCUCUAUAUUCAGGUCGGUGACCCUGAAGCAGACCAUAAGUGUUGGGAAAGGCCUGAGAACAUGAAAGAGAAGAGGCCUCUCACACAGGUGAAUGAAUCUGUUCCUGGGACUGAGGUUGCAGCCGAAACUGCUGCAGCUAUGGCUUCAGCAUCGCUGGUGUUUAAGGCAGCUGACUCAACAUAUUCAAGCACACUUCUUAGACAUGCAAAGCAACUUUUUAGUUUUGCAGACAAAAAUAGAGGUUCUUACAGUAAGAACAUACCGGAAGUUGCUACGUACUACAAUUCAACAGGUUACGGAGAUGAGCUCUUAUGGGCAGCAAGCUGGCUCUAUCAUGCAACAGGUGAUCAAUCAUAUCUCAGAUAUGUGACCGGUGAAAAUGGGAACCAGUUUGCUCAAUGGGAAAGUCUUUCCUGGUUUAGCUGGGAUAAUAAACUUGCAGGAACCCAGGUUUUGCUUUCCAGGUUAAGCUUGUUCGGUGCCAAGGGUGCCUCUGGGAAUUCCGGCCUUGAAAACUAUAGGAAGUCUGCCGAGGAUGUUAUGUGUGGUCUUCUACCAAAGUCUCACUCUGCAACAUCCAGCAGAACUGACGGUGGUCUUAUAUGGAUCAGUGAAUGGAAUUCUCUGCAGCAUCCGGUUGCUUCUGCAUUUUUAGCUGCUCUUUACAGCGAUUACAUGCUUACUUCACAGACGGCGAAGCUAACUUGUGGUGACCGUUCAUUCAAACCAUCGGAUCUUAGAAAGUUUGCCAAAUCACAGGCUGAUUAUGUCUUAGGCAGUAACCCCUUGAAGAUGAGCUUCCUUGUGGGGUACGGCGAUAAAUACCCGCAGCAUGUGCAUCAUAGAGGAGCUUCGAUUCCGGUCGAUGCGACCACUGGUUGCUCCGAUGGCUUCCAGUGGCUAACUUCACCCAAUCCCAAUCCAAAUGUAGCUGUUGGAGCUCUUGUGGGAGGGCCUUUCCGAAACGAAACAUUCAUCGAUUCCCGAAACAACUCGAUGCAAGCCGAGCCAACCACGUAUAACAGUGCACUCAUUGUCGGCCUCCUUUCGAGUUUGGUCACCACAUCUUCUGCAGUUAGGUCCUUCACUUGAGAAGUAGUCAGAGAAUGUAUCGUUAUCACA
Messenger RNA from Hibiscus syriacus, 1894 nucleotides. Its product is annotated as endoglucanase 10-like. Bases 284 to 1864 code for a protein of 526 amino acids. NCBI's taxonomy places the organism in Eukaryota, Viridiplantae, Streptophyta, Magnoliopsida, Malvales, Malvaceae. Gene Ontology annotation, biological process: carbohydrate metabolic process. The transcript has 6 exons. Gene Ontology annotation, molecular function: hydrolase activity, hydrolyzing O-glycosyl compounds. The record is from RefSeq and is a predicted model, not a curated record.